Molecule: messenger RNA, 679 nt
Organism: Polyodon spathula (Mississippi paddlefish)
Lineage: Eukaryota; Metazoa; Chordata; Actinopteri; Acipenseriformes; Polyodontidae
Product: golgin subfamily A member 7-like
Exons: 6
Coding region: 21-524 (167 amino acids)
Biological process (GO): peptidyl-L-cysteine S-palmitoylation; protein targeting to membrane
Cellular component (GO): palmitoyltransferase complex
Source: RefSeq, a predicted model, not a curated record
AACUUUCGGUGAUUUUGAACAUGCGUCCCCGUUCAGGACUUCUAAUCCAAGACACCAUUCAAAGCGGAAGCAGACGGACUUUCAACAUGGCGGAGACUCAUAGUUUGCAAGACAUGCGGCAGCAAGCGGCCAUCGCUUCCAAAGUGUUUGUUCAGAGAGACUACUCCACAGGAACCACCUGCCAGUUCCAGAUGAAAUUUCUGCCAGAGUUGGAGAACAGGAUCGACAAACAGCAGUUCGAGGAGACGGUGCGCACGCUGAAUAAUCUGUACGCUGAAGCGGAGAAGAUAGGGGGCAAAUCCUACCUGGAAGGCUGCCUGGCCUGCCUGACUGCCUACACCAUCUUUCUUUGCAUGGAGACGCACUACGAAAAGGUUUUGAAGAAGAUCGCCAAGUACAUCCAGGAGCAGAAUGAUAAGAUCUACGCUCCUCGAGGCAUGCUCAUCACAGACCCCAUUGAGCGAGGACUCCGCGUGAUUGAAAUUACCAUCUAUGAAGACAGGAUUGGAGGAAACGGAAGAUAAAAGCUACCAAAGCAAUCCACAGGUUAAAAAGCUGCAAGGGCUGCCUGAUCCUGAUUCAGCGACUGCUCUCCUACCUCCUACCUGAUUGGUUGACUUGGCCUCCUACCCGAUUGGUUGACAUCUCACCUGGUGGCCGCCCAAUGACAGAACACACU